AGCUAGUUAUUUGUGGGGAGGCGCUGUAGCCAUUUCGCCACAUGAAAGCCCGAUGAGCUGAACGACCAACAUCCGAGUUGUUGGUGGAGAAGAGAUAUCAGCUUUGAGGAGCUGUGCGCGCACACGUGCACGAACUCGCGCGCGAAUACGCACGUCUCACGGACACGCACACUUCCUCCUCGACCUCCGCGGAAAAAGAGGGAGAGAGGAGCAGAGAGAGGGUACACGAACUUCCAACUCUCCCAUGUGGAAAGCAGAGGUUUGGAGAUAAGGUGCAUUUUUUCCUCUUCGGGUUUUUUAUUCCCCCCUCUCUGUCCCUCUCUUUCUCCCUCUCAGUGUUUUUUUUUCUUUUUUUUUCUUUUCUUUUUAAACCAUUUUGUCCGGAUAUUUGUGUUUCUAUGAGAGUCUUGCUUGGCGAGAAGAGAAGUUUGGUUGUUUGUCUGGUCGGCUGAGGAAGAGGAGGAGGAGGAGAAGAGUCUGGUUAUAAGUGGGGGAAGAUGGUCCACAACGCCGCUUGGAGAAGAAGCUUGUUAUGCGUCCUGGCGCUCAGUUUCGGCUUUGCGUCCCAGCCGUGCAAAGCUCGGAUUUACACCAACCACUGGGCAGUCAGGAUAGCCGGGGGACCCGAGGUAGCCGACAGGAUAGCGGAAAGAUACGGCUAUAGGAACAUGGGACAGAUUGGGGAUCUCAAAGACCACUAUCACUUCUUCCACAGUCGGACUAUCAAGAGAUCAACAUUGUCCAGUCGUGGUCGCCAUAGUUUCAUUUCCAUGGAACCCAAGGUGGAGUGGAUUCAGCAGCAGGUGGUGAAGAGGAGGAUCAAGAGGGAUUACAAACCAGUCCCACCCCUUUACCAGACAAGCCCUGCCCACAACCAAAACUACAUAUUCUAUAAUGAUGCCAAGUGGAGCAGUAUGUGGUACAUUCACUGCAACGAUGAUGUCCAUAACUGUCAGUCGGACAUGAACAUCAUGGGGGCGUGGAAGAGGGGUUACACGGGUAAAAACGUGGUGGUUACCAUACUAGAUGACGGCAUUGAGAGGACCCACCAAGACCUUAUUCAGAACUACGAUCCUCAAGCAAGCUAUGACGUCAACAGCAACGAUCCAGAUCCCCUGCCUCGAUAUGACGCAACCAAUGAGAACAAACACGGUACACGGUGUGCGGGUGAAGUUGCUGCAGCUGCAAACAACACCCAAUGCAUUGUGGGAAUUGCCUACAAUGCUAGAAUAGGAGGUGUGCGAAUGCUAGAUGGAGAUGUAACAGACAUGGUAGAGGCCAAGUCUCUGAACUUCCACCCGCAGCACAUUGACAUCUACAGCGCCAGUUGGGGACCUGAUGAUGAUGGAAAAACUGUGGAUGGACCAGCAAUUUUGGCCCGGCAGGCGUUUGAGAAUGGCAUCCGCACGGGGAGGAAAGGCCUUGGCUCUAUCUUUGUGUGGGCUUCAGGUAACGGCGGGCGCAGCAGAGACCACUGCUCCUGUGAUGGCUACACCAACUCCAUCUACACCAUCUCCAUCUCCAGCACAGCAGAGAGUGGCCGCAAGCCUUGGUACCUGGAAGAAUGUUCGUCCACACUGACCACCACGUACAGCAGCGGGGAGAACUAUGACCGAAAGAUUAUCACAACAGACCUGAGACACCGGUGUACAGACAGUCACACAGGGACAUCAGCCUCGGCUCCCAUGGCAGCUGCCAUCAUUGCGCUGGCUCUGGAGGCAAAUCCUCUGUUAACAUGGAGAGAUGUUCAACACAUCAUUGUAAAGACUUCCAGAGCUGGACAUCUAAGUGCUCCUGACUGGAAGACCAAUGCUGCUGGUUACAAUGUCAGCCACCUGUACGGCUUUGGCCUGAUGGAUGCCGAGGCGAUGGUGAAGGAGGCAGAGGGAUGGAGGCAAGUUCCUGGUCAACACAUCUGUGUGGAGAGUAUUGACAAACAAGUCAGAACCAUUCGUCCAGAGCAUGUGGUUCGAUCAGUGUACAAGGCGACUGGCUGCACUGACAACCCCUUCAACCAUGUGAUCUACCUGGAGCAUGUAGUCGUACGCAUUACAAUUACACACCCUCGCCGUGGAGACCUGUCAAUCAACCUGACCUCACCCUCAGGGACCAAGUCACAGCUGCUUGCCAACAGGUUGUUUGAUCACUCCAUGGAAGGCUUUAAGAACUGGGAGUUUAUGACCACCCACUGCUGGGGAGAGAAGGCAGCAGGCGACUGGGUCCUAGAAAUCUAUGACUCACCUUCUCAACUUCGCAACCAGAAAGUGCCUGGCAAGCUGAAGGAGUGGUCGCUGGUUCUGUACGGCACGUCUGUCCACCCAUACUCUUCUCAACACAUCGAUAAGCCCCGUUUUACAGACAUUCUGACACCCAUCGAUGAGGAAUUCGCAGAGGAGUACAACGGCCCCUGUGACUCUGAAUGCAGUGAGAAUGGCUGCGAGGGUCCUGGACCCCACAACUGCAUUAACUGCCUCCACUACUUCCUCAAGUUCAAAAACAACACCAGGAUGUGCGUUUCCGAGUGCCCCAGUGGCUUUUUCCGUGACGAUAGGAAGCGCUGCAAGAAGUGCUCCUCCUUAUGUGAGACUUGUGUUGGUAGUCGUAGCGACCAGUGCACCAGUUGCAGGGCUGGCUUCCACCUCAACGAAGGCUCCAACACAUGUGUUGCCAGCUGCGCCGAUGGCUUCUACCUCGACAUCGACUCCAACAUUUGCAGGAGAUGUCAUGAGAACUGUAAAAGGUGUACAUCCUCCAAUAUCUGCACAGAAUGCAAACCAGGGAUGAGUCUUCAAGUAAACAAGUGUCAAAUGAGCUGUGACCCAGGGACUUAUUACAACGGCCACAGAAGGACUUGUGAGCCCUGUCAUCGGGCCUGUGCCACCUGCGCAGGCACCGGUGUAGAGGGAUGCACUAAGUGUGCAGAUGGCUACUUACUUGAGGACUGGAAAUGUGUGUCAACAUGUAACAAUGGCUAUUACUUGUCAGAGCAGAUCUUGGACAAUGGGCAGGUCCAGAGGUCAUGUAAGAAGUGUGACCAUAGCUGCUUGGAGUGUGUGGGACCUGGAAGUAGAAAUUGCAGCACCUGCAUCAAUGGUCACAAUCUGGAGGCAGGUGCCUGUGUGGCCAGCACCAUCUGCAAAGAUGGGGGGUACAUGAGUAAACAUGGAAAGUGCCACCUGUGUGAUGUUACCUGUAUGCAGUGCACGGGUCCAGAGAGCGAGGAUUGCACCAGCUGCCCUGAAACAAGGUUCUUUGAUGAAGGACGGUGUGUUAUACGCUGUCAGGCUGGUCGUUACGCCAUGGAGGGACAAUGCCAGCUCUGUCACCACACCUGCCAUACAUGUACUGAUGAGGGACCCGACAAAUGCACCAGCUGUGACACAGAUAGGUUUGGUGUGACCAGAUACCUCUUUCAGAGUCAGUGUCAAGAAGUCUGUCCUGAGGGGUUCUUCCACUCUGCAAGGAUGCGGUGUGAACCUUGUCCUGAAGAAUGCAUCAUUUGUGCUGCUGCUGAUCGCUGUCUCCAAUGUGGGCCAGGGCAUAAACUCAGAAAUGGCCAUUGCUUCCCAAUGGAGUGCAGCAAAGGUGAGAUUUCAGAUGCGGAGAAUGAGGACUGUCUCUCCUGUGAUGAAGGCUGUGAGAAAUGUAAACACAAGGAUUCAAAAGAUCAGGAGCAGAAAACUGUCUGCCUCAAAUGUGAAGCUGGUUACUAUCAGUUAGGCACUGACUGCCAUCAGUCAUGUCCAGAUAGUACCUACGGCGUGAAGGAAAGCAUGGUGUGUGCUCCAUGUGAAAACAAACAUUGUGCAGUCUGUGACCAGUCCCAGUGCUACUGGUGUAUCGAGGGAUUCUAUGUAAAUGAUGGAGAGUGUGUUGAUCAUUGUGAGGAAGGCUUCUUUGUGGACAAAAUGAGCCAAGAGUGUGAGCCAUGUCACCGCAACUGCCGCACCUGUGGAGGGCCACGAUAUGACGACUGUGACACCUGCGAGGACGGAUUCAAACUGAGUAACGGGGAGUGCCUAGAGGGCAGACAGCUCACCGCUUGUCCCGAGAAAAACUUCAGAAACCGUCAGGAUGAAUGUGAGCGGUGCCACCCAUCCUGUAGGACAUGCUUUGAUGCAGGGAAGGAGGACUGCAGAAGCUGCCACAUAGGAAGUUUUUUGACAGCUCGUCAGACUUGUGUGUCUCACUGUCCAUCUGGGAUGUUUGGUAACAUGACAUCUGGCAAGUGUGAGGAGUGCUUGAAGGGGUGUGUUGCAUGCCAGGAUGCCAAAGUGUGCCAGAGGUGUCAGCCAGGACUUUAUCUGCAGCAUGGAGACUGUGUGCUGGAAUGUCAGAGAGGGUUUCCACAAAAUGAUGAAUGCUACCCAUGUGCCCCAGAGUGUGGAUCCUGUAAGGAAAGUCCUUCCCACUGUCUGAGUUGUGAGAAACACUUGUUUUUGCUGAUGAACCACUCCUGCGUGCCUCACUGUCCAGAAGGUUUCUAUGUCAACAACACAGAAUGCCGCCGUUGCUCAGAUCAGUGUAGAGAAUGCAAUCAGAACGGCCUGUGUAGAAGAUGUGUAGAUUACUACUUCCUCCAUGAGGAUAAAUGUGUGGGUGAAUGUCCUGAAGGAUACUUUAGCAGCGAGAAACAGCAUGAGUGUAUGCGUUGUCAUACUGAUUGUGCCUCAUGCGACGGACCACACAUUGAUGACUGUGCUGUCUGUCGCAACCCGAAAGCUGUCCGUUACAAUGGAGAGUGUCUGUCUACAUGUCCGAAUAACACUUACUAUGAUAAGAAUACAAAUGAAUGCAGAGAGUGUGACAAGUCAUGUCUGACCUGCUCAGGCCAUGCACCCUCAAACUGCCUCAGCUGUGAUUCCAACAGACGGAUAGAUGCCACUGGACACUGUGUGUGGUACAGUGAGUGCCCCCCGGAUUCAUACAUGGACCAGAAACUGGCAUGCCACCCAUGUCACAUGUACUGUGAUAGCUGUUCUGGUCCAGGAGACGACCACUGCCUCAGCUGCAGCAAGAAACACUUCCUACUGAAUCACACCUGUGUGGAAAAGUGUCCUCUGGGUUACCAUGCUGAGGACAAAGAACGUGUGUGUGAGCGCUGCCACUUCAGCUGUGAAUCUUGUGUUGGCCAUCACAGUGUAGACUGUGUCACCUGCAAACCAGGAUUUUUUAAGCAUGACAUCAGCUGUGUUGAAACCUGUCCAUUGAGUCACUUUGGUAACAUGACUGCUAUGGUUUGUGAGCGAUGUGACCCCUCCUGCACCCAGUGUUCAGGUGGUGGUAACGGAAAAUGUCUGAGCUGCCGGGAAGGUUACAUCUACAUGAGGCCUUGGGGACAAUGCCUGAAGAACUGCCCUGGAGGCUACUAUAAAGCCCAGAAAUCCCCAACCUGUCAAAUGUGUCACCCAACCUGCAAAACAUGCAGUGGUGGGGGUGCUUUGGCUUGUCUGUCCUGUUAUGAUAACUUCCACUUCAUGAGCGGCAUCUGUGACAACCCGUGUUUCGUAGGCUCCUAUCCUGAAACUGAGAGUUCAUACAAUGAUAAACCAAACUGCAAACCAUGUGACUCAUCUUGUGAAGGCUGCCAUGGCCCCAGCAAGUGGGACUGCUUAUUGUGUGCUCCAAGCCAGAUCUUGUCUGAUGAUGGCCGAUGCUUGACUUGCUGUGGAAAUCAGACAUUAGGAAAUGAUAAGCCAAUACCCUGGGAGUGCUGUGACUGCAAAUCAUCAAGAGCGAGGUGCAUCCUUGGUGUCAAUUUUCUGAUGGUGCCAGCUGCCGAUUUAGGCAGCACACCGAAGCUCUUUGUCAUAGCUUGUGUUCUGGUCAUCGUCUUUCUGGGUGGAGGGAUCUUCAUCUUCCUCAGUGCUCGAACUACGAAGCUCGCCGUCACACCCAAAACCAGAGCUGGAGGAUACAUGAAACUGGACACCAGUGGAGGACAAGUGUCACAACUCACCACCUCUUCAUUUGGGGAGUACAGUGACAAAAUUGUUAAAUGUGAAGAUGAUGAAGAAGCGGAUGAUGAUGAAGAUAUUGUGUAUAUGACAAAAGAUGGAACAGUGUAUCGUAAAUUUAAGUAUGGACUACUGGAUACUGAUGACAUUGAGCUGGAGUAUGAUGAUGAGAGCUACUCAUAUAGAUAAAAAGAAAAGCUGAAGUGGACAGGAACCAUUCUUUACAUUUCUGCAGUUUAAAUGUUUUGUGAAACAUAUUUUUUGUUUGGAAACAGCACAUUUGUGUCAUUGGCCCACAUGAUCUUUAUCUAAUCUAACUUUUUUUGUUUUAGCAUUUCAAAUUUUUAUCACAUUUCUAGAUGGAGCAGGGAAAUAUGUAUUUAUUCAAGAAUUAUGAAUAUAACUAACAUUUUCCCCUUAAAACUCUAACCUCAUUGAUUUUUAGCCAUAUUAAAAGUGUUUUCUGUUUGUCUUACAGCCGAGCAGAAGAUGCACACUGUUCAGCCACAGUUGUGACAAUGCUACAGUUAGUAGCCAGACCUGUUUGCUGGGAUAACUGUAAGCCUUCUUUCAUUGUGAGAAUUUGCUGCAACAAAAAGUUGGGAAAUGUUUCCUGUAUUAUCUUUCUUAAUAUAUGAAACUUGUAACAAAACAGUUGAGCUUUAAGGUCACUGUGGAGAUUACAGUUUUUUUUUAUAUCUUUCCAUAAAUAAGUAAAUGUCUAGGGCCCAUUACAACAUACUGUAUGAAACAAAUUAUUAUAUUUGUCAGUUUAUUUGUUGAGCAAAAUGAUUAAAUGUGUAAUAUUUUUCAGUAGAAAAAGUCUGUGAGCCUUUGCUGUGAAGGCUGCUAAUUGUCCGACGCUACCUUCUUCAUCAGGUGUGGCAGACUAAACAUGGGAGAUGACUCUUGUUUGUUAAUUUUCUAUAACACAACUCAGCAUAAUCAAUUUGAAUAUUAUUCAAUGUAUGAACGGAAACCGCAUAAAAUAAAAAAACAGGAUGCACGACUCACUUCAUAGUUGUCAUAAACAUAAAAUAACUUGCAUACACUACCAGUCAAAAGUUUGGACACGUUUUCCCAUUAGAAUCAGUGAGUAAGUGUGUGCAAAGUUACAUUUGCUUGUCAGCGCCUGGUGUUGGUACCCUUCAACAAAAGUUCUUGGCCGUUCAUAUGACAUCUAAGUGGCUGUGAACUUCUGGUUUUUUGCCUUACAAUAAAAAAUGAAGGUUGAGUGUUGGAUUAUGCAGGGCAGCCCGUUUGUUUGGGUUUAGUAGAUGUAUACCUCAGUGAUAUAGAGGUGGGAAUUUGUUCAGACCUCAGCAGAAAGUUGCAUGAGAAAUGACUUCCCUUACUUUCCCAAAAUAUUUUUCCUAAAGCAUUCCUUUGUUUAGACUUUGCUGCUUCACUGUUUGCUGGUUUUGUCUCCUUCAGAUAGUGAUACAGUGGUUUUAAAUCUUUGGAAGCUGCUCAUAAAUGUUUUUCUUUUUCUGUGAUUCUUUGAGUUAAAAUGUCCUAUAAUAACUGCUUCCUAAUAAAGCUGCAUUUUGAUCUGUGUUAGAAAUGUGAAUAUGGCUGCAUGACUGUAACUACAUAACUUCUUUUGUUGCAGACAAAUGUCUUCCUUGACAACUUUCUAUUAAGUUGUUAUAGAGCAGGGACUUAUAUGUUGUACGACAGUGAAUAAUCAUAGUUCUGCCACUCCAUUUCUAGUCAUGGCUAAUGUGCCCUUGAGCAAUGCACCCACUCCACAAUUGCUCUUUUGACACUGCAAAUACAGCUCCCCACUAAUCUGAGUGCUCAUGAUUUUCUUAAUGGUCAUAGAGUGGCAAUGAUUUCCGAUGGGUUAAAUGAAGAGAUCAAACUGCUGUGUGAGUUAUAGCUUGGUGUUAAACAAUAAUGAGAACUUAUCAUUUUUCCCUCUGUAAUUCUUCACAACAUCAAAAUAUUCUGAGACAGGGAUUUUAAAACUUUGUCAAAAUCUGACAUUUUGUUUCAAAACAUUUCAGAUUCUCAGAUUCUUUGCCUGUUUGAUAGACACUGGAAAUGUUCUCUUUUUGUAAUAAAACUUGUUGGUUAAUUGAGAUUGAAGGGGCUGUAGUGAGUCUUUAUUG
Molecule: messenger RNA, 8071 nt
Organism: Melanotaenia boesemani (Boeseman's rainbowfish)
Lineage: Eukaryota; Metazoa; Chordata; Actinopteri; Atheriniformes; Melanotaeniidae
Gene: pcsk5b
Product: proprotein convertase subtilisin/kexin type 5b
Exons: 37
Coding region: 498-6146 (1882 amino acids)
Biological process (GO): peptide hormone processing
Cellular component (GO): trans-Golgi network; Golgi membrane
Molecular function (GO): serine-type endopeptidase activity
Source: RefSeq, a predicted model, not a curated record